Molecule: messenger RNA, 1020 nt
Organism: Fusarium coffeatum
Lineage: Eukaryota; Fungi; Ascomycota; Sordariomycetes; Hypocreales; Nectriaceae
Exons: 1
Coding region: 1-1020 (339 amino acids)
Source: RefSeq, a predicted model, not a curated record
AUGACCGACUCAUGCUCCGGCAGCCACAAGCCUGACCUCCCUUCUGAGGAAAAGUCUAUUGCAAGACGACAGAUCGACGACAAUUCCUGGUUGAUUGGCGGGGUAGUCAUAUCCCGGCAUGCCUCUGAACCAUCUGGCCCUUGCUGGGGCGAUGGUAAAGGGGGUUUCUUCACCAUUUCCGAAGCACCAAACCCAAGGCCGACAACUAGGCCAAUCUCAAAAAAUGAUGACUGCCCCAUCGAGGAUCAUCUUUUACUGGAACCCAGCUCGUAUAAUAUCUACCAAGUCGGCCUCGCCUUCUUGGCCAUUGAUGAUGGCAAAGGGACACCAGAGCACAUCACCUUGGAAGCCUUGGCCAAAAUUCCCUUGAGUUUUCAAAUCCCAAAGGUCUACUACCACGGCGUCCACGACGAUAGAUACUACAUCGUCUACAGCGCUCUUCCUGGCAAGACUAUCUGCGAAGCCUGGCCAGAAACGAAUGAUGAUGCAUUGAAGGAGCGGUGGCUUGAGCAGAUCGUUGACAGCUGUGUCGAGUUGUCUGCAUUGAGUAGCCAAGCCAUGACUGGGAUCACCGGUGACACUCUGGCCGAGUGGUGGCUCUCUAGGGACUUCCUCGAAACUUCGGUUACACCUGAAUCUCUUCUACAAACCUGUAAGGAGAUAGGUAUGGACUGCUCAAACUUGGUGUUUCAACAAAACGACCUGUCACCGCUUGCUUUCACGGUGGAUGAAAGUGGUAAGCUGCUCGGUAUCUACCACUGGGGUGAUGCUGGCUUUCUCCCUAAGGACUGGAUCCUGACAAAAGCCACUUCCAACCCACAUCUGAAAGCUUGGAACAGGCAAAAAGCUUGGAAGACAAGUGAGAGGAACAAAUGGAGCAUGGGCAUUAAGGGUGCUCUACAGGAAAGGGGAUUCCGUGAACGUUUCGAGGCAAACGGCGAAUGGAGGGAAAAGGUUUUCAGGGAUUAUAACGUUCAGAAUAUGCGAGGGAUGCAAGGAAUGCAGGGGGAUCAAGAGUAG